CGUAGGUUUAUGUAAUAAGUGUAUAUUCAGCCACUGCUAUUGAUCGAAACCAAAGUCAUGGUGAGAAUAACAAUUUGCAGCAGAAUUCUCAAAUUUUCAAAACCCUACUUUUGGUGUGCGACGCAGAGUUCAAGCCGUUGCUUUAAUUCACGAGCCCAAUCUCAUGAUCUCAUUACAAAGACGAUCACUUCUUCUCUUCAAGACGUUUUAACACGACCCACUUGGCAAAAUCGAAGCUUUGUUCAAUGCAGAAGAGUUUCCUCCCAUGCUCAGAUGGCUUAUGAUCAUCAAUCUGUGACGAUUGAGAAAUUUGAUGCUUUGUGUGAAGAAGUGAAGAUAAGAGAAGCCUUGGAAGUUGUUGAUAUCUUGGAGGAUAAUGGAUAUGUAGUGGAUUUUCCCAGGAUUUUAGGGUUAGCGAAACUAUGUGGUGAAGUAGAGGCUUUGGAAGAAGCUAGGGUUGUUCAUGACUGUAUCACUCCUUUAGAUGCUAGAUCUUACCACACGGUAAUCGAAAUGUAUUCUGGUUGUGGAUCCACUUAUGACGCUUUGAAGGUGUUCGACGAAAUGCCUGAGAGGAAUUCAGAGACUUGGUGCAUUAUGAUGAGGUGCUUAGCGAAGAACGGAGAAGGCGAACGCGCAGUUGAUAUGUUUACGAGUUUCAAAGAGGAAGGGAACAAACCCGACAAGGAGAUAUUCAAAGCGGUUUUCUUUGCGUGUGUUUCUCUAGGAGACAUUAACGAGGGAUUAUUGCAUUUUGAGUCUAUGUACAGAAAUUAUGGUAUCAUUCCUUGUAUGGAAGACUAUGUGAUUGUAACCGAGAUGUUAGCAGCUUGUGGUCAUUUGGAUGAGGCAUUGGAGUUUGUUGAAAGAAUGACGGUGGAACCGAGUGUUGAAAUGUGGGAAACACUGAUGAAUCUUUGCUGGGUUCAUGGUGAUUUAGAGCUAGGGGAUAGGUUUGCCGAGUUAGUGAAGAAACUAGAUGCCUCAAGAAUGAACAAAGAGUCAAAUGCAGGUCUUGUAGCAGCAAAAGAAUCAGACUCUACAAAGGAGAAACUUAAGGAAUUGCGAUAUUGUCAGAUGAUGAGAGACGACCCAAAAUUGCGUAUCUGUCAGUUUAGAGCAGGAGAUACUUCACAUCGGAAGAAUGACGAAACCGUUGCUGCAUUGAGGAGUUUGAAAGUGCAAAUGUUAGAUAUGGGUUUUGUCCCUGCGACUCGGGUUUGUUUGGAAAAAGUCGAAAAAGAGGAAAAAGAGGAACAACUUCUUUUUAGAAGCAACAAGCUUGCCUUUGCUUACGCGCUCCUUCAUUCAAAGGCUCGGAAACCAUUUACUGUUACACAAGAUAUGCGAACCUGCAUUGAUGGCCACAAUACAUUUAAGAUGAUCUCACUGAUCACUGGCAGAGAACUGACACAGCGAGAUCAAAAAAGAUUUCACCAUUACAGAAACGGGGUCUGCUCCUGCCGAGAUUACUGGCAUUGCAGAGAAGAAGGAUGAAAUUAGGCUGCUGGAAAGACAGCGAAGCAGACAUGACUUUGGCUUGACGUGCAAGUCAUAUCCUACACAUUAGGGUCUGAGAGAUGAUCUGUUUUAUCUCAGUCACAAUGCCAAUGCGACGAUCAUAAAAUAUAAACGAAAAUCAAUUUUAGAUUAAAAAACUUUGGAGUCUCGUCUGUGGAGCCCAUAACGAAGGUCAGGCCCAGUUAAAGCCCACCAACUGAAGCGGCAAUCACCGUCGUUAAAGCCGACAACACGACGGUAUCAAGCUGUUUUUUUGGGAGACUGUGUUGCGUGGUCUCGUUUUUAAGCUAUCUUCAUCAUCAAGUUUUGUUCUUUUGCGUGGUUAAUUAAUGGA
Arabidopsis lyrata subsp. lyrata is the source of this 1855-nucleotide messenger RNA. Its product is annotated as pentatricopeptide repeat-containing protein At2g34370, mitochondrial. NCBI's taxonomy places the organism in Eukaryota, Viridiplantae, Streptophyta, Magnoliopsida, Brassicales, Brassicaceae. The transcript is spliced from 3 exons. Bases 58 to 1497 code for a protein of 479 amino acids. Gene Ontology annotation, molecular function: RNA binding; zinc ion binding; protein binding. Gene Ontology annotation, biological process: RNA modification. The record is from RefSeq and is a predicted model, not a curated record.